AUGGCCAAUUCCCAAGAUGACCACGUCAAUCCCUCCCAAGGCUCGUCUUCCAAUGCCUUCAUUCCGCCCUCCAUUCACCCCUCCUCCCUCCUUUCAGGUCAAUCAUACUGCCACUAUUCUCCAUGUCCAGAGGAUAUAACAUCGUCGUUGAACGUCGAUUCCACCACGCCCAUACCUGACCCUUCCAUUCCAACUACACCAUGUGUCCUAGGCGUCGACGAAGCCGGCCGCGGCCCCGUCCUCGGCCCCAUGGUCUACAGCGCAUUCUACCUCCCAUUAUCCUUACACCAUUCGCUCCUAGCCGAAGAGCACCAUUUCAAUGAUAGUAAAGUCCUCACACCGGGCGUACGAUCAAAUUUAAUGCGUCUUCUCUGCACACCAGGCCAUUCGUUACAAAAGUCCUGCGGAUGGGCCGUGAAACUCCUCUCCGCGCGGGAUAUUUCCGCCGGAAUGCAGCGUCCAGGAGCGGGAAUGUACAACCUCAAUGCCCAGGCGAUGGACGCGACGGUAGAAAUCAUUCGCGGGGUUGUCGAGGAGCGUGGGGUUGACGUCAAGGAGGUUUACAUCGAUACCAUCGGCAAUCCGCAGAGUUACCAGAAGAAAUUGGAAAUGAUAUUUCCUUCACUGAAAAUCACCGUCGCGAAGAAAGCCGACUCGCUGUUUCCAUGCGUCAGCGCGGCUAGUGUCUGCGCAAAGGUUACGAGAGAUUCCGCCUUGGAUAUCUGCUAUGAAGCAUUGCAGAAAGAAAGGGUGGGAAAGGGCAUGGAACAUAUGAACGACGGAUGGGGCAGUGGGUAUCCAUCGGACUCUAAAUGCACGUCUUGGUUGAAAAAGGAGAUGCACCCGUUGUUUGGGUGGGGGAAUGAGUGUAGAUUCAGUUGGGGGACGGCAAAAGAGCUGUUGGAAGUGAAGGCUGGGCUUAAGGUGGAUUGGCCAGCGGACGAAGAUGAAGAGGCUACAAAAAUGACACAAUACUUUACCACUGCGUCGGCGGAGAGCAACGAUACGCAGGACGAGUUGCGAGAUUGGUAUGGUAGGAGGCCGAAAGAGAUAUUUUGA
Messenger RNA from Uncinocarpus reesii 1704, 1059 nucleotides. RefSeq lists its product as uncharacterized. The coding region runs from base 1 to 1059 and encodes 352 amino acids. Gene Ontology annotation, biological process: mismatch repair; DNA replication, removal of RNA primer. Gene Ontology annotation, cellular component: ribonuclease H2 complex. The record is from RefSeq and is a predicted model, not a curated record. Gene Ontology annotation, molecular function: RNA-DNA hybrid ribonuclease activity; RNA binding. NCBI's taxonomy places the organism in Eukaryota, Fungi, Ascomycota, Eurotiomycetes, Onygenales, Onygenaceae. The transcript has a single exon.